Penicillium angulare is the source of this 1695-nucleotide messenger RNA. RefSeq lists its product as uncharacterized. The transcript has 6 exons. The record is from RefSeq and is a predicted model, not a curated record. Gene Ontology annotation, cellular component: fungal-type vacuole; plasma membrane. Gene Ontology annotation, molecular function: dipeptide transmembrane transporter activity; tripeptide transmembrane transporter activity. The coding region runs from base 1 to 1695 and encodes 564 amino acids. Gene Ontology annotation, biological process: transmembrane transport. NCBI's taxonomy places the organism in Eukaryota, Fungi, Ascomycota, Eurotiomycetes, Eurotiales, Aspergillaceae.
AUGAUGAACGUAUCUGAGGCAACAGUACCCACGGACCUGCAGCCCCAAAAAGAAUAUGUCAACAGGCGAGAUGCCACUGAAACUGAAAUCAAAGAGUUACCGCAUGUCGUUGACUCUAUCCCAUUUGUUGUAUGGAUUGCUCUUGUAGUCAGUGGGGCAGAACGAUUUAUAUUCUAUGCUGCAACAACACCAUGGCAAAACUAUGCGCAAUAUGGCGCGGACAAUGUUUCUAUCCCGGGCGCUUUAGGACUUGGCGAGUCUAUUGCUUCAAACGUUUCCAGUGUGUUCUAUGCGUUCUCUUUUCUGAUGUCAUUUGUCUUUGCUGUCUUAUCAGAUGCGCUUUUGGGGCGCUAUAAAACUCUAAGCUUCGACUUUGUUGGUUGCUUGGUACUUUUUGUGACUUCACUUCCUUCAAUUACGGCGUACUCCGCCAAGCUUGCAGGCUUUAUAUUGGCAAUAUUUCUCAUAGGACUGGGGACGGGUGGCAUCAAAGCCACUAUUACGCCCUUUAUAGGUAAAUUUGAGCUUUUCGAGUUCGAAUAUGAGAAGAUUAUCAAGAUUUCAAAAAGCGAAACUAAUAAACUCGUUAUAAAAGGCGACCAAUAUCUCGACGAAGCUCCAAAAUUGAUUAUCACGAAAUCUGGUGAACGUGCUGUCACGGACAGAACCUUAACCAUGCAAUACAUAUACAAUGUUUUCUAUUGGUACUAUGCUCUAUAUUUUGAAAAGUUUACCAGUAUUGCCACUUUGUCGCUCAUUGCUUCCACCUAUCUCGAAAAGCAAGUUGGAUACUGGGCAGCUUUUCUCCUGCCGCUUUGUUCUUUUUCUGUCAUUGCUCCUUUGCUACUUCUCUGGAAUAAAAAAUUAGUGAAAUUGCCACCACAGGGUAGUGUGAUACCACGUACAGCGAAAGUUAUUUUAUAUUCGGCUAGAGACCGAUUCAGACUGGAUUCAGCCAAACCAGCAUAUCAAGCAGAGCGGUACCACAAGGAAGUUGACUGGGACGACUUGUUUGUUGAUGAAAUCAAGAGGGGUCUCAGCGCUUGCCGAAUCAUGGCAUGUUUUAUCCCUUACCAUUUAUGCAAUAAUCAGAGUGUGAAUAAUCUGAUCACCCAAGCUGGAGAAAUGCGGCUUGACGGGGUUCCAAACGAUGCAAUAAAAGCUAUCAAUCCUAUCGUUUGUGUUUUUCUGGGACCAAUUAUACAAAAGAUGUUGUAUCCAAGGCUCCGAAAAGCUGGGAUCCCCUUUGGCCCAAUCGCGCGUAUGACUUGGGCAUUCAUCACGAUGAGUGCUACAAUGGCGUUUGCUGCGGGUGUCCAAAAGUUGAUCUAUUCAAAGGGCCCUUGCUAUGAUCAUCCCCUUGCUUGUUCAGCUUCAGAUAAUGGCAGCAUUCCCAAUGCCUUGAGUGUUUGGGUGCAGAUACCGAUCUUCGUGCUUCUGGGGACUGCGGAGAUUUUGGGAUUUACAACUCUGGCUGAAUAUAGCUACUCCGAAGCGCCAAAAAACAUGCGCACAUUGGUUCAGUCUUUGGUACAGGUCAGCUCUGGCGUUGGCUCAGCUCUGGGGAUCGCGGUCUCCCCUGUUUCGGAUGAUCCAAGUGUGUUGUUCCUAUACGCUGGAUUAGCAGCAGUGAUGUUCGCUGUCGCCAUAAGUUUCUGGGUGAUCUUCAGAGAAUUUGACUGGAAAAGCGGGUAA